This is a messenger RNA of Formica exsecta, 4550 nucleotides long. RefSeq names its product jmjC domain-containing histone demethylation protein 1-like. The record is from RefSeq and is a predicted model, not a curated record. Gene Ontology annotation, biological process: protein demethylation; regulation of transcription by RNA polymerase II. The transcript has 8 exons. Gene Ontology annotation, molecular function: histone demethylase activity; protein binding; transcription coregulator activity. Bases 223 to 3162 code for a protein of 979 amino acids. NCBI's taxonomy places the organism in Eukaryota, Metazoa, Arthropoda, Insecta, Hymenoptera, Formicidae.
ACUGACCGGCAGUAAAAUGGCGUGGUCGUUUCGCUGGAAGAGUGAAUACGGGUCAGGAACGUGUGUGCACGACGUCAAUAGCGCGUUAGGCUUGACAUGUAAAUAAUAAACGAGCGUAUAGUCGAUUAAAGACUGGCUCGUGCCUGUUUGUCUUUGCCGUAUCAACGCUCCACCGAGUGUCCGAUGAUAUUCCGGUGAUACGUUUCUGACAGCGUGUCCGCAAUGGCCGAUGAGUCCGCUCCGCUGCCGAAGAGGCGCCAAUUGCGGGAAAGAACUAGAAAAUUGUACACCGAUGACUGGACCUUAGGUGACGAGGAAAUCGAAGGACGUAGAACUUUUCAGCUCGACGAGAAGAUCGAAUGCGAGAGGUAUGACCUGAACAACUUCAGUGGACUCUUUCGUGAGAUGACUGGACCGGAGCUGAAUCUCAUGUAUCUGCAGAAAUAUGGUCUGCAGAUACCGUUGUUGUUUAAGGAGAAGUCAGGGCUGGGUCUACGAGUACCCAGCUCCAAUUUCUCCAUCAAUGAUGUGAGAACUUGCGUCGGUUCUAAGAGAAUACUGGAUGUUAUGGAUGUUAAUACUCAAAAGAACGAAGAUAUGACAAUGAAGGAGUGGCAAAAGUAUUACGAGGAUUCUAACAAGGAGCGUCUAUUGAAUGUGAUUUCCUUAGAGUUUAGUCAUACCAAGUUAGAGAAUUAUGUACAGUCACCUGCAUUAGUGCGACAAGUCGAUUGGGUAGACGUAAUAUGGCCAAGGCAUUUGAAAGAUGCUCAAGUGGAAUCUACAAAUCUUUUAGAAGACAUGAUGUAUCCAAAAGUGCAAAAGUACUGUUUAAUGUCGGUGAAAGGUUGUUACACAGACUUUCAUGUUGAUUUUGGUGGUACAAGUGUGUGGUAUCACAUUCUGCGUGGUGGCAAAAUAUUUUGGCUGAUUCCACCAACUGAGAAAAACUUGGCUCUUUAUCAAGAGUGGGUGUUGAGUGGUAAACAGUCGGAUGUAUUUUUCGGUGAUAUGGUAGACAGAUGUGGCAGGAUAAGUCUAACAGCUGGUAUGACGCUAUUCAUACCAACUGGUUGGAUACACGCUGUAUACACUCCUCAGGAUUCUUUGGUUUUCGGUGGGAAUUUUCUUCAUAGUUUUGGCAUAGAGAAACAAUUGAAAGUGGCGCAAGUGGAAGAGCAUACAAAAGUGCCACAGAAAUUUCGGUAUCCAUUCUUCACAGAAAUGUUAUGGUAUGUUCUUGAAAGAUACGUGCACGUACUUUUGGGUAGGACUCAUUUGGAAAUAUCCGAAUCGCAGCGGCAGCAUUCAGUUCCACAACAGCACCAGCAUAUACAUAUAACGCCGUUUGAAUUGCAUGGUUUGAAAGCGAUAGUUAUGUAUUUGCAUUCAUUGCCGUCGACGAAGAAAAACGUUCCGGAAUUGAUACGCGAUCCGGUUGCUCUUAUUCACGACGUUCGAUGUUUGGUAGAACAGCAUAGGAACGAUAAUCCAGAAGCGGCCGUAACGGGCAGUCCUGUAUUGCCGCCACCGCCACCCUUAACUAUCGCAGAUAGGGAACGCAUGAGAGUAACCAGAAAAGGUUUUGUAAAGAUGCAAAGGCAUCACUCGGAGAAAUCCGAGAGAGCGUUUCCGCGCAGGAGACGUACUAGAUGCAAGAAAUGCGAAGCAUGCACUAGACAGGAUUGUCGUGAAUGCGUUUAUUGCCAAGAUAUGGUGAAAUUCGGAGGUAGUGGUCGUGCCAAACAAACAUGUUUAAUGCGUCAGUGCCUGAGGCCUAUGCUGCCCGUUACGUCAGCUUGUAAAGUCUGUCAGUUGGAUGGCUGGAAACAACCACCGGCGCCAUUAAUGGGUAAACCUGUUCCCACGGCACCAUCUAAUUUAAUGGAAUGUUCGAUGUGUUUCGACAUCGUGCAUCCAGAAUGUAUAGGUUUGGAUUCGGAAGAAAUAACAGUGAAUGACGAUUUGCCAAACAGUUGGGAGUGUCCCCAAUGUUGCGAGCGAGGUCGAAAUUUAGAUUAUCGGCCGCGUCAGCCGAAGGCUCGCGCACGAAAAUUAUCAGUAUCCAGCGCAGCUUCUUCAGCCCCUUCUACAGAUUCUGAACGGGCUAUGACACCGAGUAAACGAUCAAGGCCUGACCCCACCGAGGCAUGGAACGAUUCGCCUGGAGAGCCAGCCGAAGGUGAGCAGAAAAUGACUCAGCAGCGCAUUCAGCUGGCUAUGCAGUUGAUCGCUUCGAGUAGUAGAUCUCUAGCGAAGGCGCACGUAGUAGUCAGGCCAGCGCCGGCGCCACCGCUACCUAUCCAGGAAACGGAUAGCGAGUCAAAGCAACAAAAUUCAGUGUUCAACAAAACGGCAAUGCUUGCGGUAUUUCGAUUCCUCGACAUAAAGGAUCUGCUUAAUUGUGCCUUGGUUUGCCGUACCUGGGCGAGAUAUAGCAUAGAUCCCGGUCUAUGGAAGAAGAUCAACAUGUCGCACUAUAAUCUAAGGUCCAUACACUUGACCGCCAUCAUCCGACGACAACCUGAGAGUCUUUCGCUUGACUGGACCAAGAUCAAUAAGAUGCAAUUAGCUUGGCUGUUGAGUAGACUACCGCAGUUACGAACAUUAUCCCUUCAGGGCUGCACUUGGUCCGGUAUUCGCGCUCUGAAAAGCUGCAGCUGUCCGCCUUUAGAAACACUUAACUUGAGUUACGUUACCUAUCUGAAUGAUGCUGUUCUGCAAGAGGUCUUAGAUUCACCGACGGACUCAAGACCCGGUCUCAUCGAUAAGACAUCGCGAUUAAAGCAUCUCAAAAAUCUGUCUUUGGCUGGAUGCGAUCUCACGGAUCGAGGAGUGAAAUACAUAAUUCAGCAUUUGUUGGAUCUCGAGACCCUGGACCUUUCUUCAAUCGGUAGACUCACUGAUUCUGGCGUAGCGCAAUUGACAUCGUUGCCAAACCUGGCAUCAUUAAACCUGGCAAACUGCAAAUUACUCACCGAAACGACUCUCGAUCAUUUGGCGAGAUGUAAGGCACUUAAACGCUUGGACCUGCGACACACCACUCAAGUAUCGACGCAAGCCGUCAUCAAGUUCGCCGCGAAGAGUGAGCACAACUUGCAUGUAACGGACGUUAAGCUGGUGGAGGAGAAAAAGAUCAAAACCGAGUUCAUAGACACGUGAAAGAACGCGGCGCUCAUAAGCGAGCUAUUGUUUAGUGCAAUCUGGUUAUCGUCGCGUAGAGAUAUCGUUCGCGAAGAAUUACAGCCAUAAUAAUACAUCAUACUACAAUCAGCGAUUAUUUAUUUUGCACAAGAGAAUUUAUAGGCAUCAUCUCACAUCAUGCGUGUAUAAUAGGGAAGACUUGACUAACACAGAUUUUUUAUUUGGAUAAUGCAGUUUUAUUUAGAUGAGAUCAAACAAAUGCAAGAACAAUUCCUUCAUGACUUACAUUUCUUCAUAAUAUUCUUUCCUUUCUAUUGCAAAUACUUGUGAUUUUCAAAUAUACUAUAUUUGAUAUUAAUAAUUUAUCUUCGUUAUGUAUUUUUACAUUGAUUCAAUCUAUUUAAUUAAACAUCAUAAAUCUUACAAAUUAUUUAAAAUAAUGUUAAAAAGUUCUCUAAUCAUAUAUUUUUUUUUUUUAGAUUCUGAAUAUCAUAUAAAGAAAUCAAUACCUCGUCAUUUUAUAUCUUUCUUUUCUUUUCUUGACUUUGUGUAGAAUUAGAUUACAAAGAUAAGAUCUAAUUUUAUCAAAACCUGGAAAAGUAUAUAGAAGUGGAUGGGAUAUUCUAUCGAAUCGUUCUAUCGAAUUGUUCAUCAGAAACAUUUUUCGCAUAGAAAGUAUUGUGGAAACCGGAUGUGCUCGAGAAUAAUUAUUUAUCUGAUACGAGUCUUUCGAACAUAUCUCAUUCAAGAAAGCAUCGCAAAAACAAGAAAACUAACUGCAAUUACAUACAGAGACACAUUUAUUCGUAAACGCGCGUCAAAUACACACACAUACACAGUGUACUAUAUCGUUUCGUAACAUUAGACAGAUGAUCUCUACAUGUCGAAAACAUCUAUGUUCCGAAUUUUAAUUUUCGAUCCAAGCUGCAACUCGUAAACAACGUCGGAUGUUCUGCGCAAAUCGAUGUACAUACAUACAUACAUAUACCUGCUUUUUAUAUAAAAAUGCACGUUUUAUCUAUCUCUUUUCCUCGCUCUUUCUUCAUUUAUCUCUUGCAAGUAUUUUACAUGUUCGAUUUUAUGUAAAAUCAACAAAGCGAUAAGCGAACUAGAUGCCAAUUUAAAUACUACCAUGCGUCCUAUAAAAUUGUUCAUUCUUUUCAUUAUGUUUCAUGUUUGUAUUAUAAUAUUUCAAAAAUGGUGAUGGUAAAUGCCAUUCUCAACUAUUUUGGUCAAGGAUAUAUUACCGCGAACGAAAAGGUCGUAUUUUUUUUUUUUUUUUUAGACAAUUCAAGUUUCAGUAAAACUUAAAGACGAAAUCGCCACACUGUAACACAUUGUAUAAUACAUGUAAUGCACAAUAGCAAUAGCCAUUUGAUUCCCAAAUAUAAUUUUGAUUUUUAAAA